AUUUACAAUAGUUGCUUCAGAUUCCCUUCACUCAAAUCAAUUCAAGCCAUUGAAUGCCGUAAUUAACCAUGUUGAAUGCUACAAUCAACAAUUGUUGCUUCAAUUUCUCUCUUCACAUUUAAUUUGGUGAAUCAAACAGUCCAAUGAAAUCAGCCAUCCUUUUUAAGCCCUCUCCUCCCCCAAAUAAAUCAACGACGACAACGAAGGUCGCACCCAGUCUUUUUCUCCACAACUUCAGCAGGUGGUGGCGUCGGAGGAGGAGUGAGCGACGGUUGUAAUGGAGUCGGUGGUCUCAGAUGUUGGCGAGACAGGGAUUUAGGUCUGAAUUGCAGUGACGGUUGCAAAGGCGCUGAUGAUGCCGACGGCUAGGGUUGUUGUCGAGUGUAGAUGGUGGUUAUGCUUCGAACCCUAAAUCUCCUCUCUUUAUCACUCAUCUCAACCAGAUUUUGAGAUUUGUUGUGGCGAGGGUUGUUGAUUCAUCGUUUUAUCCGAGCAGAACGAAAGGAAAGCUUUUGGUAGAUUCUUAUUUUGUUAUUUAUUAAUAGAUUUAGAUAAAAUAUUACAUUUGGACGAAUUUUCGGAUAUUUAGAAGCUUCAUUUGAACAAAAGUUUUUGACUUGUUUGACCCGUAGGUGUGGUCCUGUCUCUCUCAUUACUAUUUUGUAUGGGAACAUAAAAGCUGGCCCUCUUAUAUACGAAUUCAACUCUGUAUGACCUUAUUUAAGGUUGUGUAUGAAGUACAAAGGCAACACAUUCCAUUAUGGUUCUGAAGUACAAAGGCUUAUAAAAGAAAUGGUUAUUCAAAGUCUAAAUACAUGCCACCGGACAUGAUAAUAGACAUACAUACAUACCCUAUUAUUGGACUACUAGAUCCUUAUUAAAAUAUUCCAACUUGUGUUAUUUAACAGGUUUGACCAGGGUGUCAUUGUGUCAAAAGAUGCUAAUACUUAGGUUUUUUGGAAGAUCGGCUAAAGCUAAAUCAAGUAUGUGUUUUUGCAUGCCCUUUCGACCCUCUUUUGCCCGUGCUGUUCUCAACAAGGUUACCACUUUUUCCUUAAUUUUACGAUUGAUUCACUAACAAUGGUCAAAUUUAUAGUUCAUAUUAUUACUGCCCAUAGUUAAUCUGAUUACAUUCUUUACAUCUAUGCUUUUAUUACUGCCUAUACUGAUUUAAAAUAUUUAACAAAAAUGGUUUAAAUAUUAUUGGUAGGUUCACCUGUUACGCGCUUUCUAAUGUGAAAUUUAUGUUAAUAUGGUCCAAUUUCAUGGAGAUGAUGAUUAUUUUGGGCUAAUCGUGCAAUGUUACUUACCUUCUCAAUAGAAUUAAGAUUCAAAGAGACGCCGUUGUCGUCUUCCUCAAAUUUUGUAGGAAAAUAUAGCUCGAAUCAGGCUUUACGAGCUUAGGAACAAAUUGAAAUUGAAGUGAAUGAUCUCCAACUCGUCGUCAUACAAUAUCUAUGUGGAUGUAGACGAAGGUGAGAUUUCGGAUUUGGCUUCGGUUGAGGAGAUCAGUGCGGAGGAUUUUUCGGCGAAAACUCCGGUUGACGAUUGUUCGAACGAGUGUUCGAAACAGCAGAUGCAGCAGCAGAAGAAGGUGUGGACGAUGCAGGAUCUGGUGAAGCACCAGAACAAGUAUCAGAUGUCUAGGAAUUAUGCUCCAGGGUUGUAUAACUUUGCUUGGGCACAGGCUGUGCAGAAUAAGCCACUUGAUGAUUAUUUGAAAAAUUUGAAUACUCGUAGUGGUGGUGGUGAUGUUAAUGUUGAUGUUGAUAAACAAUUGAUGCAGUUGAAUGGGAAUGGGGAUGGGGAUAAUGUUGGGGUGAAGGAGGAGAAGAUUGUAGUGUUUAUAAGUGGUGAUGAUGGGGAUAGUGAGAAGGAGGAAGGGGAACUGGAAGAAGGUGAGAUUGAUUUGGAUGUGGAGGUUGUUGGUAAACAAGGAGCAGGGGGUGAUGUUGAGAAGUGGAUUAAUGUGAUUUGGAUGGGGUUAGAGAGUAAAUGUGAUGUUGCGGAAAAAAGUUGCAGAUCAUCAACAGGUGAAGCCAUCGUCUCAUGCUACAAAUUACUCCAAUGGUCAACCGUAUGCUCAUUUAUCAAAUUCCAUAGACAGUGACGAUACUGAUAGCAUAUCUUAUGAAGAUAUUGGUGGUGAAUCAUGGCAGCUACUUGAGGAAAAUGUCCAGGCCAUAAAGCAAAUUUCUGCUAAUUUUUCUUCAGGUGCAUGAAAACAUCGAUCUUUUUUCUAAAAUAACAGUUAACAUUGCAGUGCUCUUGAAGGAGUAAGCCAUUAGCUCUUUCUUUGCUACUUCAUAUUUCUUGUUAGCGUUGCUUAUAACUAUUCUUUAAAAUAUGGUAUUUGACACUACUGACGUAAACGAGCUGUGCUUAUUCUUUAAAACAAUAUAAUGCAUAACUUGUUACAAUGAAAAAUGUUUGGAUGUUC
This is a messenger RNA of Helianthus annuus (common sunflower), 2440 nucleotides long. Its product is annotated as RNA polymerase II C-terminal domain phosphatase-like 3. NCBI's taxonomy places the organism in Eukaryota, Viridiplantae, Streptophyta, Magnoliopsida, Asterales, Asteraceae. The record is from RefSeq and is a predicted model, not a curated record. The transcript is spliced from 7 exons. Bases 1427 to 2110 code for a protein of 227 amino acids.